ACUUACGAUAAGCUCAUGCAAGUGCAGAAGCGGACAUUAGCGAAGAAGAAAAGGCGGAAGGCCUCCAGGCUGAGCACGAACGCCUUCUCUCCCUGCAACACAAAUUUAAUCAGAAGAUCCGUGAUCUCGAGCUGGCUAACGAAGAGAAGACUGGUCUUCUGCGCGCAGCACUACUCAACCGCAACAACCUGACACCAGAACUACUCGAGUUGAUGAAAGCCGAGCUUCUGCAACGUGUCCGCGAGCAGAUUGAGAGGGUUGUGAAGGCUCCCGCGGAAUCGCAGUCCAAGAUUCUUGAUGCCGAGGCGAUGGAGAUUGCUACAACUGUCAUGGAAUCCCAAGCAGCACUCGAUAACGCAAAGAAAGUAAGCGUCUCCCAAAUCCAAACCCCUGAGCGUGUUCCCCCGAGGACUCAACUGUUUGUCCACACCGGAGCCGAACGGCCUGCAUCAGGACCCUCCAGUUCUGAAUCGUCUGCCAUGUCUUCUCCCCUAUCUCCCGAUCACUCUCCCGUGAUUACUCCCGCGUCACCCACAUCACCCACCACGGAAGACACUGGGGAAUCGUCACACAUGCCCCUUUUCGAGCACUCUGCUUCGUCAAUAGCUGGCACGCGAUCUUCCACAUGGGCAAGAAUGUCAGAUGUCUUUGGCAAAUGGAACAUAGCUCCAUCAGCCCAUCGGCCAACGACACUUGGGGCACCCUCCUCACGUGUGGCAAGUUGAUGCAUGAGGCCCACCAUUUGAGCAAACACAGUUCCUUCGCUUGCUUCGAUCAUGUCUGUCUCUGUCCCG
Molecule: messenger RNA, 794 nt
Organism: Aaosphaeria arxii CBS 175.79
Lineage: Eukaryota; Fungi; Ascomycota; Dothideomycetes; Pleosporales
Exons: 1
Coding region: 213-725 (170 amino acids)
Source: RefSeq, a predicted model, not a curated record